UUGGGGUCCACUACACUGCUCAAAGCCAACCGUCCAGACUCAGGACUUUACCCAGUAGAGUCACAUGGGACUGGAUGUCUUCAUCAGAGCUGGUCUUCUGAGGGCACCCGUGCAUUUGGAUGCUUGGACAUUGAGAGCAGAAAAACCAUAUUCCGUGGCUUUCCUCCCACCUACCUCUUUCUCUCUGUCCUCCCAUUCCUGCACCUCCUUCCCCCAUUCUUCUGAAGAUGGCAGACUCCUGGGUCCCAUCACAAGAGAAAUGGCUCUACAAGUCUGGGGGAGCUCUCUAGCCCCGCCCCCUGCUCUGCACACUCGCUCAGAUUGGCUUCCCUCCUCCCCCGACGCUCAGUCUCCCUCCCUAGCGUAAAGGCUGAAAAUCUGGGUCACAGCUGUGGAAGACCUCAGAUAUGGAGUGCAGGAUGUGGCCUGCGCUGCUGCUGUCCCACCUGCUCCCUCUGUGGCCCCUGCUGUUGCUGCCCCUCCUACCGCCGGUCCAGAGCUCCUCUUCCUCCCCCCGAGCCCCCCCAGCCCCUGCCCGGCCCCCUUGUGCCCGAGGGGGCCCCUCAGCCCCACGCCACGUGUGUGUGUGGGAGCGAGCUCCUCCACCAAGCCGACCCCCACGGGUCCCAAGAUCUCGACGGCAAAUUCUGCCAGGCACAGCACCCCCUGCCACCCCAUCAGGCUUUGAGGAGGGGCCGCCGUCAUCCCAGUACCCCUGGGCUAUUGUGUGGGGACCUACAGUGUCUCGAGAGGAUGGAGGAGACCCCAACUCUGUCAACCCUGGAUUUCUGCCCCUGGACUAUGGUUUUGCAGCCCCCCAUGGGCUGGCUACGCCACACCCUAACUCGGACUCUAUGAGGGAUGAUGGAGAUGGGCUCAUCCUUGGAGAAACGCCUGCCACCCUGAGGCCUUUCCUGUUUGGGGGCCGUGGAGAAGGUGUGGACCCUCAGCUUUACGUUACAAUCACCAUUUCCAUCAUCAUUGUGCUUGUGGCGACGGGUAUCAUCUUCAAGUUCUGCUGGGACCGCAGCCAGAAGCGGCGCAGACCCUCGGGGCAGCAAGGUGCCAUGAGGCAGGAGGAGAGCCAGCAGCCCCUGACAGACUUGUCUCCUGCUGGAGUCACUGUGCUGGGGGCCUUCGGGGACUCGCCUACUCCUACCCCUGACCACGAAGAGCCCCGAGGGGGACCCCGGCCUGGGAUGCCCCAGCCCAAGGGGGCUCCUGCCUUCCAGUUGAACCGGAUUCCUCUGGUGAAUCUGUGAUGCUCCUCAUGUUGGGGUGCUGCCAAGCAGGAGGCCAAGGGGCCGACAAAGCCACCACCCACUGAGGGUGGGGCCACUUUGGGGAACUGAGGCCAUGGAGGGGGCUUCCAGCUCCUGCCCUCACAUACCACCCUGGAACACGCAUCAGCCCCACGGAUGAGUCCACCUGCUUGCCCUCUUGUAGCUGGGGGCUUCCCACACUUGUGAUUUGGGGUCCCUCAUUCCCACCCUUGCACAGUCACAUGAAAGCCUUGCACACUCACCUCCACCCUCAGAGGCCAUGGCACACACGCAUGUUCAAGCUGCUUUCUGUGCCCUGCCUCCACCAACAUCUGUCCGCUCAGCGGGUCACCAGCACUGUCCCUCUUGUUGUACAUUUUCUGCCUCCUUUGCACACCCCACGCCCAGCUCAGUUGCUGGGCGCAGUGUUCCGUGCAUACCUCAUCUCUUGCGUGCAUUUCCAGCCCACCGUGGCACAGUGUGCCCACUCUGCCUCGUGUGUACCCUCUGGUCUAGUUUCUGCGGCCCCUGCAUGCUGCCCCAGAGGUGGGUGGGAGGGGAGCUGGGGGUUCCCGUGCCCUCAUCUGUCAUGGCCUCACAUCGCAUUCCAUGCUGGGUGUUUCACUCUCCCCCGCCCCCCCCCCCCCCAGUCCAAGGGCGCUGGCGAUCCUCUGAGGGCUUCCCCACAGGAAGUGAGGCCCCAUUGCUAAACUGUUGACUGCGAGAUGGGGUUUGGGCGUUACCUGCUGCACUACAUGAGAAAGGGACUCUCGUUUGUCCUCUCUUCCCUCCCACGUUCCUUUUGUCUUGUCUGUCCUGGCUGUCUGUGUGUGUGAGAGUGUCUCUCUCUCUCUCUCUCUCUCUCUCUCUCUCUGGAAUUCAGAGCCCCUGAGCCAGUUCUACAUUUCCCAGUCUCCCUAAUGGCCUCCUUAACUGCACCGAGGCUGCCAGGGGUCGGAGCCAGCUAGUUCAAGGCCAUCAGGAGCACCGCCUCAUAUUCACCCCUCUUCCUGGGUUCCCUCGAGUCCUUUCUUCCCGCUUUCUGUCUUCCUUCUAGCUCUUUUCCUCUCCUCAGGUUCUUCCGUUUUUCAUUGUCUCCCCCACCCUCUCCCUUCCCCUGUUACCUAGCUCCUAUGCUGUGAUAUAUAUUUUUGUAUUAUCUCUCUCUCUUCUUGUGGUGAUAAUCUUGAAUUCUUGUGGGAUGUAAGUUUCAAAAUUUUCAAAUAAAGCCUUUGCAAGAUA
Molecule: messenger RNA, 2504 nt
Organism: Jaculus jaculus (lesser Egyptian jerboa)
Lineage: Eukaryota; Metazoa; Chordata; Mammalia; Rodentia; Dipodidae
Gene: Pianp
Product: PILR alpha associated neural protein
Exons: 6
Coding region: 408-1262 (284 amino acids)
Biological process (GO): regulation of immune response
Cellular component (GO): membrane
Source: RefSeq, a predicted model, not a curated record